Molecule: messenger RNA, 345 nt
Organism: Trametes versicolor FP-101664 SS1
Lineage: Eukaryota; Fungi; Basidiomycota; Agaricomycetes; Polyporales; Polyporaceae
Exons: 3
Coding region: 26-268 (80 amino acids)
Source: RefSeq, a predicted model, not a curated record
CGCACACGCACCGCACACGCACAUCAUGCCAAAGGACUCGUACUCCGGAGAAUCCUACGACGUCACGUCUCGUGGCGUUAAUGACCUGGGCAACUCCUACGACCACCGCGUCAGCGAGAGCGGCGGUCACUCCUACCACUACAGCAACAACGACGGGAGCUACUACUACCAGAACAACAACGGCUCGACCUACUACAACAGUGGGGACGGCUACAGCCGCUACACCAGCUCUGAGGGCAACGUCUCUCAGAAGACUGACGGCAAGUAGAUUGGGUUGGGAGACUCGAGAAUGCACCCUGUAUGAUAGUCGACGAAUGAUGGUGCACGAACAAUUUGAAGAUCGCG